CAGUGGGACCGAGAGAGAUUACGCGAACGAGUGAGGGAGCGAGGCGACCGAUGGUCCACGCCGCGCCGCGCUCUUCUCCCCGGACUUUUAAUUCAGGUCAAGAGUAUCCUCGCCUUUUUAGACGCACCCGCAGCUUACCCCCGCGCGCGCGCGCGCCCGCCUAUCGAGGACUGCCUUUUAUGGCCCGGUAUUUGAAAGCAAGCUGCCACAGCCGCAGGCAUUGUGGAAGAUUUAAUCGUGCUCCCAUCUCUCUGCCGAUUAUUCUUGUUUCAUUUUCGCGAGUGUGCGUCGUCGACGCGAAACACAUUUAAGAAUUGACGGGACAUUCCCAGUAUUCUGUCAUUAUCGCGUGUUGCAGCAGCUGCUGAGUGAUAAGUCUUAUCUCUCCCCACAAAAGUACAGGAUGUAUGGCUAUAGCUAUCAGGAGUUGGCUAAUAGAAUGAUGUCAUCCAUGGAGGAAUUCCAGGAGGCGUUCCAAUUGUUUGACAGUCGCGGAGAUGGAAAGAUCCAUGUUUCCCAAAUUGGAGAUGCAUUGCGUGCUCUCGGUCAAAAUCCAACCGAAUCAGACGUGAAAAAGUUUACUCACCAACAUAAACCGGACGAACGUAUUAGUUUCGAGGUGUUUCUGCCAAUUUACCAAGCAAUCAGUAAAUCUCGUACUUCUGAUACAGCAGAUGAUUUUAUCGAGGGUUUGCGUCAUUUUGAUAAGGACGGAAACGGCUUUAUAUCUUCCGCGGAGUUGCGACACCUUUUGACAACGCUCGGUGAGAAACUCAGCGACGAAGAAGUGGAAACGUUAUUGGCGGGUCACGAAGAUUCACAGGGUAAUAUUAAUUACGAAGAUUUUGUCCGCCAGGUGAUGUGCGGCUAAGUAGCUACUUAAUCCUGUAUAAGAGAGUAUUAUUAUCAUCAUUUACUUUGCCACUUAUUCAUCGAAUCUGUUGAAAUCUGUUUUACUUUUGAAGUAUCAUAUCAUAGCAUGUGUACCUACAUGGCAAUUUAUCUCGAGGGAACCCCGACGUGAACACUAUUUUAUUACAUACUGCGGGAAGGCGGUUAGUCCCUUUUAUAUAAGAAAAUCUAAAUUAGUUAAACAAUGGUAGGUAAAGAACAAUCUAGCGCAUUGUGCCUUGACGUAUACUCCGAUUUACGAGCAUUUAGUGAUAUCGAGAUAGUAAGACAUACAUACCUGUUGUGCGAUCCUCAGCGAGAUAUCUGAAUUCCGCGGACACAUUCCAAAUUUUUGUAAGAUAGACUUGAAGAACAAAGGAUCUUCUGACUUUCGCGGCGAGAACCGAGCACAUUUUGAUUUACGCCACACUUAACAUGGCCAUGUACUUUUCUCUCUUUUUCCUCUAUCGGAUUCAAUAUAUCAUCUACGUAGUUAGAAACAUACAUUCGAGAAUCUUCCAUUUAUACUGUUACAUGUCCUAGAAAGAAAAAGUGCGCGGAGAGUAUCCACUUUAUUUAUUUAUGCAUGAGCGUAUUUAUGUCUCCGAAAUGCGCAAAAAAAGAUUAUUGUACAUUGCAAUCAAUAAAAAAAUAUUGCUCUAAGAA
Messenger RNA from Pogonomyrmex barbatus (red harvester ant), 1557 nucleotides. RefSeq names its product Myosin light chain cytoplasmic (gene Mlc-c). Lineage: Eukaryota; Metazoa; Arthropoda; Insecta; Hymenoptera; Formicidae. Gene Ontology annotation, molecular function: myosin heavy chain binding; calcium ion binding. The record is from RefSeq and is a predicted model, not a curated record. Gene Ontology annotation, cellular component: myosin II complex.